CGGAAACAAAUCAGACUUGUGUUGAGGUCGUGAGUCUCCAUCCACCUCUACUCAUGGAUUGUACCUGACUGGGCUUCGGGGAGGACAAACAAGAUUGACCACAGACUGACUGGCAACCAUCUUGGAGAGACAGACGGGUCUGUGUUGUCACCUGAGAGCAGCACCAACAUCUGGACAGAAUGGAGCCUGGGGUUGGACGUCUGCCUCUUCAGGUUGUGGGGGAAAACGAGGCCCUGCAGCAGUUCUUCAGUGGUCAGGAUGUGAGUGGGGUGCUGGACAGUUCGGUUGCCGUGGAUACCAGCAUCCUGGAGCAAUACCUCAGCACUGACAUGGACCCUAAUAACUUAUCUCUGUUUAACUGUGUUCAAAACCUCCCCAGCAUGCUGCCUGACUCGCCUCCUGACUCCUGCUCAGAGGCCUGUUCACCUGCGCAGAUUCCCGAUCUACAACAGGAGCACCGCUACUGGCUCGGCCAGAGGUCUCUUCAGGAACAGUACCCAAGACAGCCAGCUCCUUCGUCCUCAUGUCGCUUCAGGGAUCAAGGCUCCACUUACGUCCACCCUGACCUGCUCCCUCACAAUCCACACCACGCCCUGGACAACACUGGCAUCAAGUCUGGGACUUCGCCUUCCCCACCUGCCUGCAUCCCUCAACACGGUCAUCACUCAUCUGAACACUUAUUUUACCCAAAUCCCAACCACUGCUAUCAGACCUACACCCCACCCACACCCCCCUCUCCAACCAAACCUUCCUCCAACAGCUACUCUGUACCCUGCACAAGUCAAGGUCAGUGUUCGGGAGUAGGAUCACAGACAGCUCAACCUCAGAGCACCACACAGCAAACAUGCUCUUCAGAGAGCAAUAAGAGAAGAAGAACUGAAUCAGAAAACACUUCGGCAACAGUCCACUGUGAGGGUGAUAGCAACGAUCCUUCCUGCGCCCUGGGAUCAUUCCAAAUGCUGAGCUGGGAACAGUACAGACCAGAACAGUGGAGUUGUCUGUUAGACAGCUGCUACCAGACUCUAUCAACUCCUGCUUAUCAUGUUGAGACAGACAAAGGUUUCAACUACUCGCCUUUUGAUGAGUCUUUUAUCUGCCAAAAGAAGAACCACUUCCAGGUCACAGUUCAUAUUGGAGUUGUGGCAGAGGCGCCGUACAUCCGCACACCUAGAGGACCUCAAGCUGUGGACCAUUUCCUCAUAAAAGUUUUUGGAGUUAAGCGUGAAGCUCCCAGUUACCAGGUGACUAUUGAGCAGUCUCAACCUGACCGCAGCAAGAAGCCUUUUCAUCCAGUCAGAGUCAGUCUGCCCGGGGGUAAAAUAACCAAGGUAACGCUCGGCCGCCUGCACUUCAGCGAAACAACUGCCAACAACAUGAGGAAGAAAGGCAAGCCCAACCCGGACCAGAGAUAUUUCCAGAUGGUGGUGGCUCUGUAUGCAUCAGUGAAAGAAGAAUGUUUUCUUCUGACUGCGCUGAUGUCUGAGAAAAUCAUUGUCAGGGCUUCAAACCCGGGUCAGUUUGAGAUAGAUGGGGAUCCCUUAUGGCAGCGUGGAGCACAGCAAGACACUCUGGUCUGUCAAGGUAGAGUCGGCAUCAACACCGACAGUCCUGAUGAGGCCCUUGUCGUGUGUGGAAAUGCCAAAGUGAUGGGCACCGUAAUGCAGCCGUCAGACAGCAGAGCCAAGGAGAACAUACAUGAGGUGGACUCUGAGCAGCAGCUGAAGCGAAUCAACCAAAUGAGACUUGUUGAAUUUGAUUACCGACCAGAGUUUGCCUCCACAAUGGGCAUAGAUCACAGCCACCAGACAGGAAUACUGGCCCAGGAAGUGAAGGAGCUGUUGCCGUCAGCAGUAAAAGAAGUGGGGGAUGUCACCUGUGCUGAUGGAGAGACGAUCCCUAACUUCCUCAUGGUCGAUAAGGAUCAGAUUUUCAUGGAGAAUGUCGGAGCGGUGCAGCAGCUUACCAAACUGACAGACAACCUUGAGACGCGAAUAAAAGAGCUGGAGGGUUGGAACCGACGACUGGCGAAGCUCAAGAGCAUGAGUGGCAGCCUGCGCUCUACUGGGAAAUUCAGGAAACAAAGCUGUACAUCUGUAGCUCCAAGUCCUGACCCCGGUAAGCCAGGGAAGGAACAGAAGGAAGGCUGGAGUCACAAGUACCAUGACUGCAUGCAGCACAAGGUCUUUAAGGCCAGCGUCUUCACCCUGUUAGCUACCAUGGCCUUCUGCGUCAUCUCCAUCACCACGCUCUACCUGGUGACACUGAAGGAGGACAACUCAGUCACCUUCCCUGGCUACAGUAACUGCACUGUGGCUCCGAUGUUGCCCACAGAUUCACAGACAGCCUCACCAACAACGCCUUCAGGGCCUUGGCCCCCUGAUGUGGACUUCUGUGACCUGCUCUACUGCCAGCAGGUGUACUGUUGUCCGUCGCCAGAGAGCAGCACAGGCUCCAACAUCAGCACCACAUAUUCACCAGAGGAAAUUCCCCCAGAAGGGCCUGGAAAUGACAUAUUCUUCGAGAAGCUCAAAAAGUCCCAGGACUGGAGGAACACAACUAUCCACACCAUCAUGAUUAAAGAGAGUCAGCAGGUGAUUGACAGCAAGUACUGCGUGAGGGAUGAAUGCAGACCAGGAAGAUUUAUCUUCCGAGUUCCCAUCAGCCAGUUUGUGCCGGAAAACAUGAAAGUCACCCUGCUGAUGAACUCAACAGAGGUGUUGGUCGUCCAUCUUUGUAGUUUUGUGGAGUCGGAGGUUUGUUCUUCACUUUUGGAUAUAAACACUGUCAAUGGGAUCAGAUAUCCAGGAAACACACAGGGUGAGCAUGAAUGGCCCCUCCACGUUGCUCGACUUUACCGGAGCUCUUAUCAUUUUCGUGCCACUGUUGCUGGCUUGGCAGACUGCAGUACCGAUCAUCACUUUGGGGGGGCGCUCUUCACAGACUACCACUUCCACUUCUACAGACGCUGCAAUGACUGA
Synchiropus splendidus (mandarinfish) is the source of this 2978-nucleotide messenger RNA. RefSeq names its product myelin regulatory factor-like protein. Lineage: Eukaryota; Metazoa; Chordata; Actinopteri; Syngnathiformes; Callionymidae. The transcript has 24 exons. The coding region runs from base 180 to 2978 and encodes 932 amino acids. Gene Ontology annotation, biological process: positive regulation of DNA-templated transcription; protein autoprocessing. Gene Ontology annotation, molecular function: DNA-binding transcription factor activity; sequence-specific DNA binding. The record is from RefSeq and is a predicted model, not a curated record. Gene Ontology annotation, cellular component: endoplasmic reticulum membrane; nucleus.